Molecule: messenger RNA, 5640 nt
Organism: Patiria miniata (bat star)
Lineage: Eukaryota; Metazoa; Echinodermata; Asteroidea; Valvatida; Asterinidae
Product: fibropellin-1-like
Exons: 9
Coding region: 248-5119 (1623 amino acids)
Biological process (GO): Notch signaling pathway
Molecular function (GO): calcium ion binding; Notch binding
Source: RefSeq, a predicted model, not a curated record
AUUUGUUAUUCUUAGGGCCGGGAACAACGUGAACAGUGCGUCGACUUGCUCAGAAGGACCGUGUCUACAGAAGGGAAGGGACCUUGUGUUCUGGGCUCCACUCAGCGGGAUUCUCACGCUCAAGGAUUAUUUCGUGACACAGCAGUGGAAAUAUAUAUACAAAAAAGUUGAUCCUUCAGAUGCGAGGUGUGAAGAAGAUAAAAAGGUGAACGGCAAGAACGGAGUACUUACACGGUUUGGUGACAAAAUGAGGGGAGGUUGCGAAGGGCUUGGGAGACGCGACGGGACGGCCAGGUGGGCUGGGCACCGGGUGAGCUGCGGGCCUUUUCUCGUGGUGAUAUUGAUGGGGAUUGUGACACUCCGGACUUUUGGUCUAGCUCAACUUGCGGAUGCUGAUACGACGAGUGACCUUCUCAAAGAUGUAGACACACUGGAAUCAAAACCAGAUGUCACUUCUGCUGAUCCGAGACACACUGCCACAGUUACGAGCGCAACACAACACCCCGAGAAUCUGAGCGAGCAACCGUCAGGCUGCUUGGCGGGGCAAGAGGCCGAUUCAGCCGGCGGGGCUGGUGACCCAAAGUGCCGGGACCAGUCCAGGAAUUCCGCGGCGAGGCUGGACACACAUGUUGACCUACUUCAAGUCGGAUCUACUGAACAUGAUGCAGACCCAUGCUCACUACAGCCAUGCGGGGACGGUACUUGCGAGAGGCUGCAGUCUGGUUUUCGGUGUUUUUGCGCUCCACCUUGGACUGGACCUUUAUGCCUGAUGGAAUUCCUUCCUUCCCCCUGCGAAAGUACACCGUGUACGAAUCGGGCCACAUGCCUGGAAACACCGACCGGCUAUCGGUGUUUAUGCCCUGCAGGUUUCACCGGUUCAAGCUGUGAGACCGACAUUGUCGACUGUGGUUCUUCACCGUGCGAACACGGCGCUAUCUGCAUCGAUGGAUUUGAGUCUGGGGGUUUUACCUGCAUUUGUACGAUGGGAUACCGUGGCACUCGCUGCCAGAUCAAUGUCGACGAUUGCUUGCCGGGACGGUGUCGACACAAUGCUACAUGUGUCGACCUUGUGGCUGACUACGCCUGCAUAUGCCCCAAGGGAUUCUAUGGCAAGUUCUGCGAGUUUGAUGUCGACGAAUGCAUGAGCAAUCCUUGUCGAAAUGGAGCAGAAUGUGUCGAACUCAGCGGGGACUACAGUUGCGAGUGUGGCCCAGAAUUCACCGGCAGAAAUUGCGAGUCUCGUCUGAUCGACACCUGCGCAACAAGCCCGUGUGAGAACGGCGGCACGUGUGUUGAUCACAGCCAGGGGACGUUCAGCUGCCACUGUGCGGUAGGGUACGAAGGGGAGAGAUGCCAGACCGAAGUAAACGAGUGCCAAACGACAAAGAAGAAACGAAAGUCUGAUUCGACAGGAUUGUGCAACAAUGGUGGGACAUGUGAGGAUCUAGUGGGUGGGUACAAGUGUCAUUGCCUUCCUGGAUUCAAAGGCAAACACUGUCAUACCAAAAUCAACGAAUGUGUGAGUUCUCCAUGUCAGUACGGUGUGUGUCAAGAUCAGCAUAAUAGCUACAGGUGUGUGUGUCUCCCUGGAUUCCAAGGGGUGCACUGUGAGAUCAAUGUCAAUGAAUGUGACAGUGACCCCUGUGUGAAUAAUGCCACAUGCAUUGACCUCAUUGAUGGCUUCUACUGCGCAUGCCAUCGGGACUAUCAUGGGAUGUUCUGUGAACUCCCGACCAACCGCUGCUCUUCAGACCCUUGCCAGAACCAGGGUGUGUGUUACAACAUGGAAAUGGAUUUCACGUGCGAAUGCCAGCGGGGUUACACUGGUAAGACCUGUGGGCUCGAGGUGGAUGAAUGUGUGUCCGAUCCUUGUCAGAAUGGCGCAACUUGCGUCGACACCAUCGGCGGUUAUUCCUGUUUCUGCCUUCUUGGCUUUGAAGGACUCCACUGUGAAAUACUUGUGGAUGAUUGUGAGACGGACCCAUGCCUGAACCAGGGAACUUGCCUAGAUGGCAUCGGCACGUUCUACUGUGCGUGCUCACCGGGAUACUACGGAGUGAUCUGCGAGCAUGACAUCAACGAAUGCUGGUCAGAUCCUUGCCAGAACUUCGGUGGAUGCUUGGAUCUGAUUGACGAUUACAUUUGCAACUGUGCACCGGGUUUCACGGGCAAGCAGUGCCAAAUUGACAUACAGGAGUGCGUGUCGGCACCGUGCUUACACGGUGGCACUUGCGUGGACUUGGUGGCUACCUACAGGUGCGACUGUCCUGUCGGCUACACCGGGCAAAACUGCGAGGUGAACAUGGAUGAGUGCGCGGGGCGGCCCUGCUUCAACGCGGCGACCUGCGUGGACGGGAUCGGUGAGUUCCGCUGCUACUGUCGAGACGGUUAUGAGGGGGAAUCCUGCGAGGUUAACGUGGAUGAAUGCGACUCAAACCCAUGCGAGAACGGCGGUGUUUGCUACGACCAGGUAGAUGGGUUUUACUGCCAGUGCCCGGCUGGGUUUGUCGGUCAACGAUGUCAGAGCGACACGGACGAGUGUGCUGGUAACCCCUGUUUGCACGAGUCGACAUGUCUGGACAUGGUGCAUGAUUUCAUUUGUCUGUGCGCAGCUGGUUUUACCGGUACCUACUGCGAGGAGAAUAUUGAUGACUGUGAAGAUGGACCCUGUGUGCACGGUACUUGUAUAGAUGGAGUCGAUGGAUACCUGUGCUCCUGCCAAGACGGGUUCACCGGACAGAACUGUGAUGAGCAGAUUGACGAGUGCGCCAGCUUUCCCUGCCAACAAAAUGGCUCCUGCGUCAAUCAGAGGAACAGCUUUGUGUGUCGAUGUUUGCCAGGCACUGAGGGAAGACUUUGCGAACUCACCACUGACAACUGCCUCUCUGCUCCCUGUUUGCACAACGGGACGUGCUGGACGGACGACUCGGCAUUUAGCUGCGACUGCGCCGACGGCUACGGCGGAGAGAGAUGCGAGAUCAAUCUGGACGAGUGUUCCAGCUCGCCAUGCCAAAAUAACGGUCGGUGUGUCGACAGAACGGGCUGGUACCAGUGCGUCUGCGCACCCGGCUAUCUAGGGAUCAACUGUGAGGUCGACAACGAUGACUGUGCGCCGAAUCCCUGCGCGCAUCGCAAUGCUACGUGCGUCGAUUUGCCGAAUGGGUUUGAGUGUCUUUGCCCGCCUGGUUUUGAAGGAAAAAAGUGCGAAGUAGAAAUUGAUGAAUGCAAGUCGACACCAUGUGCUGGAAACGCUACAUGUUUAAAAGGAGACGAUGGUUUCACUUGUUUAUGUCCUCCAGGAGUCACAGGAUUUCUGUGUGAUGUGCAGCUGUAUGAAUGCAGCAGCAACCCGUGUCGAAACGGUGCUUAUUGUGUCGAUCAGAUGAACGCAUUCGAGUGUCGAUGCCGUAGAGGAUUUACAGGUUCACAGUGCGAGAUGGAGAUAUCAGAAUGCGAGAGCAGCCCGUGCUUGAACAAUGGGUCGUGUGUCGAUCUGAUCGACGGCUUCAAGUGUGAGUGUCUUGGAGGAUACAUCGGAGUCCACUGCCAGGCAGAGAUUGAUGAGUGUCAGUCCAAUCCUUGUAUGCAUGGCGGGGAAUGCGUAGAUGAAGUGGACGGAUUUACUUGCGAUUGCUUGCCAGGGUACGAUGGCGUUUUAUGCCAGGAGAACAUUGACGAGUGCAGAAGUUCACCGUGCAUAGAUGAGGUAGACUCACAGCACGCCAGUGUGUGCGUAGACAUGGUGGAUGGUUUCAGGUGCAUCUGCCCGCAAUCUAGGACAGGAGAAAGGUGUGAGACCUCAGUCAACGUCUGCUGGAGUAACCCGUGUAAAAACAACGCAACGUGUCUUUUGGUAGACGGGGGAUUGGAAUGUGAAUGCCCAACCGGAGUAGCAGGACUUCUAUGCGAUGUGAUACUGCCUGCUUGUAGUAGCAGUCCUUGUCAAAAUGGCGGCAGCUGUUCCAGCCACCCAAGUGGUGGGUUCUUGUGUUUGUGCAGGCCAGGGUACACCGGGGAUCGAUGCGAGAAUCAGACGAAUGAAUGUGCCAGCGAUCCUUGUCGAAACAACGCAACUUGUCUGGACUUGGAGGAUGGUUACCGUUGCGAAUGCGUGGAAGGGUUAGCUGGGUUGGAUUGUGGGAUGGACGUGGACGAGUGCCGGUCAGAACCGUGUAUGCAUGGCGGGCAAUGCCUGGAUCUGAUCGGGGGUUUCUUCUGUGAGUGUCCGCUGGGCUUUGACGGCGUGCUCUGCCAACAUGACAUGGAUGAGUGUGCCAGCUCGCCGUGUGUCGGUGAGGGCAACGAAAUCCAGGGAUACGGAAGCGUGUGCAUAGAUGUGGUAGGUGGAUACCGAUGUAUUUGCCCGCCCAGUCAAACAGGGGAGCAUUGUGAGGUGUGGAUUGAUUCCUGUUGGAGUGACCCGUGCCAGAACCAAGGCACCUGCCACUCAUUAGAGGGGAAAUUUGCAUGUGUCUGCCCAUCGGGCUUUACAGGUGAGACAUGCUCCGUCAACAUAGAUGACUGUGCCAGUGGACCAUGUGUUUAUGGCCAGUGUAUCGAUGGCGUGGACUCGUACCGCUGCAAGUGUCUGUAUGGUUUUCAGGGAGAGCACUGUGAGAAGAACAUCAACGAUUGUCAACCGGACCCGUGUUUUAACAAGGCAACCUGUGUGGAUAUGAUCAGUGGCUUCGCCUGCCUUUGCAAGCCUGGGUUCUCAGGCAAAGGGUGCAAGGACGUCAAGUAUCCAUGCGCGGACGACCCGUGUCUCCAUGGAGGGACGUGUGUAGACAGCACUGGAAUGGGAGACGAGUACUGGUGUACGUGUCCCGAUGGUUGGGCGGGACGAUACUGCGAGGUGCGGGUUGGUGCUUGCCUCUCGCAACCUUGCCGUAACUGUGGUCGCUGUGUCCCAUCCAACGAGCCGAACGGUGACGGGUUCGUCUGUCAGUGCGAGGAGGGUUUCACUGGGGAAGUCUGCGAGACUAUGAUCGACUUCUGUGCUGGAAAUCCUUGCACAGAGGCUGGGACGUGUUUACGGGAGGCUAGAGGAUUCAAGUGCGUCUGCAUGCACGGGUACGUUGGUCAACGCUGUGAGAUCCAUCAGCAGCCACUGAGAUGAGAGAGGGGACUUCAAGAAGUAACUACAGCCUCACCAUCCAGUAUGCAUCAAGCAUUUCGGCGCCAAGAUUGCUCAAAGAACAUUGGGAUCUUAUAAACUCUACAAAAGAUGCUCACACUGGGACGAUUCUACUCGAAACAGUAGUAUACAAAUGGUGUAUAUAGGACAAGAGGAUCCUGUUUUUAGACUGAGUUUUGCUCAGGUCGCAACAAAUUUAUGUGCGAAACGUUCUGUGCGAGAAACUCUGGAUCGAUGGCAUUAGUAUAACUUUUUAUGCCACCUUGCGAACACAAAUUUCACCUGAACAGAUGACCAGAGUUUUAUUAUUUUUUUUUUUUAAAUCGAUGUUAAAACAUGUAAAAGGCAUUAUGUUUGGCAUGAAACAAACGAUUGUCAGUUAUACUAAUUAUAAAUGGGAUUAUUGGUGGGAAAAUUUCGCUCAACUUUCGUGGGGUUAUCAUAAAAGUUAAAAUAUAUAUAUCUUUAUUUCCUCCGGAUAAAUAAUCCAAAAGUUGAACAAC